Messenger RNA from Cylicostephanus goldi, 552 nucleotides. The record is from the annotation of a GenBank genome assembly. Lineage: Eukaryota; Metazoa; Nematoda; Chromadorea; Rhabditida; Strongylidae.
UUUCAUGACAUAAUCUUCAGCGCCGUUCAUCAAGUUUUCCCGAAAGUUUGUGUGCUGGAUGGAUCCCCAGUACAGCCUGCCGCUGUGCACGUGCAAUCCUUGGACGAUGAUGAAAUAACAACGGAGCCUCCGAGCAGGCCUGGAUUCUAUGGGAGCGACAAUUUGCGAGUGUUAGUGGAGCGGUUUCUCGUGGAAUACUAUAAGCUGUAUGAUGGUGAAGAAGGAAAUGUUACGAGAAAGAACCUUGUACAGGCGUACGACCAAGAUAAUGAGGAGCUUCUAGCGUUUACUGUGCAAGGACUGUUUGAAGAUGGUACAUUCGCAAAACCUGGAGAGGUACCUCAGCUAAGCUUCUUCUCGAGGUCAUUCGUUGUUUCGCCAAGAGCGAAUGAGUCAAUAGCAGUCAUUUCUGAUAUGUUAUACAUCACAGGAAUUACUCCAGCGCGAGUCGCUCGGUAUAAGCUCAUGCUAAAUAAGGCCGCAUCGAAUGGACCCGCCCCAGCGCCAGCUGCACCUGUUGCACCAAUGAAUCCCAUUGCACAAGCUACAAGU